GCUGCUGCACAUGCGCAGUCCGUCUUGCUGUCGCAGAGGAGGGUCCAUGCUGAGGAGAGAUUUUGGCACAUUGCAGUUACGUAUCACUCCACAAGACUCCGCAGCUAUGAUGAAUUCUGACAUGGAUGUUCUAGAUGUGGAAAAUCAAGUUGAACUAGAAGAAAAAACAAGACUAAUUAACCAAGUCCUGGAGCUGCAGCACACUUUAGAAGAUCUAUCAGCUCGGGUUGAUGCUGUUAAAGAGGAAAACCUGAAACUCAAGUCUGAAAACCAAGUUCUAGGGCAGUACAUUGAGAAUCUUAUGUCUGCUUCCAGUGUUUUCCAAACCACAGACACCAAAAGCAAGCGCAAAUAGCCUUGUUCAAUCACCAGUGCAUUGUCCUCUGUUCCAUUUGGUUUUUUUUUUGUACCUGGCUAGCAUUUAUGGGUCCAGAUAGCAUUGGACAAGCAUUUACUGAGCUAGCACUAGUAGUAAAAAAUAUAGAUGUACAGUAGGCCAGUGUGCAAAUAGCACUACUUAAAUUACAGGACACAGUGUCCAUAAUAUAUUAAUGCUCCAGGUGUAAAAGAUUACAGUGGGACCAGGGAAUGAGACGCCACACUGUUUCCAAGUUUUCUCUGUAUGGGUUAUAUGGUUAGCAUUUGGGGUUUU
Messenger RNA from Pelobates fuscus (common spadefoot toad), 652 nucleotides. RefSeq names its product short coiled-coil protein (gene SCOC). The coding region runs from base 11 to 355 and encodes 114 amino acids. NCBI's taxonomy places the organism in Eukaryota, Metazoa, Chordata, Amphibia, Anura, Pelobatidae. The transcript has 4 exons. The record is from RefSeq and is a predicted model, not a curated record. Gene Ontology annotation, cellular component: trans-Golgi network.